AUGCACGGUGUUUAUGGGGUUGGUGGAAAGUCGGAUGGAGACAGAAGGACGUGGAAUUACGAUAAAGUGGAGAGAGGAGGGCGCCAGGGGUGGGAGCCCAACGUCGGCGCGGUGGGGGAACAGAAAAACGCGGUCCGUCGCUCGGUUGCAUAUGUAGUGGGAGAUGCCGAAGAGUGGCUCAGCCUGCUACCGGCGACCUCUGCUGCGUCUAUAGAGGAAGAGCGCGAUAAAGCAAGAACGGUUUCAAGUGCCAGCAAUCUUGGUGAAAACGCGGAAGCGUGUAGUCUUUGUGAUUCCAGGCAAGGCCUGGCCGCAAUAGCAGGAAGAACCCCAGAAGGCAGUCUUCCUCCUCAACAUUAUCCGAGCGCAACUCCUCUUCCUGCUGCAUCCACCACUGCCGCUGCACUUCCAGGAGUGCAGACUGACCAUGGCAGUAGCAACACUCUGAAGAGCAGCAGUCACAGCAGCAGCAGCACAGAGAUGGCACCUAAAGGCGGCGAACUUGCCGUUUUAAUGGUGGCAGAGAAGCCUUCCAUUGCGGAGACGCUGGCGAGCAUCUUGUCCAACAACAACUACACGAAAAGGAAAGGAAUAUCGCCCGUAACGAGUGUUUGGGAAUUUCGGGGAAACUUCGCGGGCGAACCGGUUCUCUUCAAGGUUACGUCCACUGCAGGCCACAUUUACCAAACAGAAUUUCCUCCAGCGUUCAAUGACUGGCAACGCGUUGAUCCUUUGGAGCUGUUUGACGCCCCCGUGGUGAAGACGGAAGCGCAGCCAAAGCAUCGCUUGCCGCGGCACCUGCAGGAGGAGGCGAAAGGCUGCGCGCACCUCGUAUUGUGGCUGGAUUGUGACAGAGAGGGAGAGAAUAUAUGCUUUGAAGUCAUCAAUAUUGUGAAGUCGUGCCUCGUCAAGAACAUUGGCAAGCAACAGAUAUGGAGGGCGCACUUCUCCGCUCUAGCGCCUGCAGAUGUUCAAAGAGCCCUUAAGUCACUAGGCACUCCGAACAAAGACGAGAGCGACGCGGUGGACGCUCGACAAGAAUUAGAUCUCAAGAUCGGCGUGGCCUUCACGCGCUUUCAGACGAAACACUUUCAGGGAAAAUACGGAGACCUCGAUUCCUCUCUCAUUUCGUAUGGACCCUGUCAGACACCGACACUCCAAUUGUGUGUCCAGAGAAGCGAUGCCAUUCAAGCAUUCAAACCUGAAGAGUACUAUCAGAUCAAGCCGCUGGUGCGCGUUGGUGAACAAGAGCUCUCCUUGGAAUGGGCAAGAGGUCAAGUGUUUGAUCGGGUUGUUGCUCAAACGUUUCACGCAAUUGUACGGUACUGUGGACGUGUGGCAGUCGUGACAGCAGCCAAGCAAUCGGAGGAGGUUCUCGCAAUGCCGCAAGCUCUGAACACCGUCUCUCUCCUGAAGGCAGCGAGUCAGCGUCUUGGCAUUGGUCCACACCACGCGAUGCAGAUCGCAGAGCGCCUCUAUCUUGGGGGGUAUAUUACAUACCCGCGAACUGAGACUUGUUGUUACCCACCCUCCUUCGACCUUCAAGGUGCCGUGCAAGCGCAGACGACGAAUGCAUAUUGGGGCAUGCAUGCGCAGCAGAUCCUUGCCCGCGGAAUUGCCAAGCCACGCUCUGGCAUGGACGCUGGUGACCAUCCCCCGAUCACCCCCGUCCGCAGUGUCACUGAGAACGAAAUCGGGGGGGGUGAUGCAUGGCGCAUGUACGAGCUCGUCGCGAGGACCUUCUUGGCGACAGUCUCCGGAAACUGCAAAUUCAAGAAGCAAACGCUUACUCUCGCCAUCAAUGGCGAAAGUUUCACCACCUCGGCGCGCGUCUGCAUCGAUCCAGGCUUCACUGCUGUCCUUCGAGAGAGCGAGCUGAGAGACACGACCCUUCCAAACCUCAAGCCUGGCGAUGAAUUGCUGGUUCAAGGAGUCUCCAUCGUUGAUCGCAUGACAUCCCCGCCGUCUUACCUCUCCGAGUCUGACCUCUUGAGUCUCCUCGAGAAGCAUCGCAUUGGCACAGACGCCUCCAUGGCAACGCAUAUCAACAACAUUUGUGAACGGAAUUAUGUGUCUCUCACUUCGGGCAGACGACUUGAGCCUACCAAACUUGGCAUUUGCCUCAUCCACGGACUCAUGGCGAUCGACGCUGAACUUGUGCUGCCUUUCGUGAGAGCUUCCAUCGAGCAGCUCGUAGAUGUCAUUGCGAAGGGGAAGGCUCCCCGCGAGGCAGUGGUCCUUCAUUCACUCAACAUCUUCAAAGCCAAGUUCGCCUAUUUUGUAAACAAGAUUGAAAGGAUGGAUGCGCUCUUUGGCGUGACAUUUACUGCACUUUCAGCCACAGGCAACCCCCUCUCCCGAUGCGGCCGUUGUGGUCGCUACUUGAACUUCAUUGCGAGACGCCCCUUUCGGCUGUAUUGCAGAACCUGCGACGUUACUCUAGACGUCCCACAGACUGGUGCCAUUAAGCUCUACAAGGAGCUCAAGUGCCCGCUGGACGGCUACGAGCUGCUGCUUUCAGUCAAUCCAGGAGGCAAAGCCUUCCCCUUCUGCCCCCUCUGCUACAACGAUCCUCCCUUCGACACUCCUGGCACCCUCAUGAGCUGCAUGGACUGUCGUCAUCCCUCCUGCCGCCAUUCAAUCAACCGAGCUGGCGUCAUGCGCUGCCCUCAAGAAAAUUGUGAUGGCUUGCUCUAUCUCAAUCCGGUGUCUGCGCCAAGAUGGCGACUGGACUGCACUAUUUGCAGAUAUGAGCUUCUCCUCUUCGAAGGAGCCUUCAAGGUGGCAGUGACAGACGACGAAUGCGCAGAAUGCGGGAGCAUGAAGCUCGAUGUUGUUUUUUCCAAGACCAGUCCUCUCAAGGACGGAUCUACAGAACGCAAAGGCUGCGUGGUAUGCGACCCCGUGCUCAACGAAUUCGUGUCUAGCAGGCUGGGGAAUCUCGCGAGACAGAGAAGGGGGGGCUUUAGAGGACGAGGACGGCGAGGCUUCCGAGGAGCCCGCAAGGCACCAGUAGAUCCUAAACUCUCCUUCGACAGGUUCUAG
Cyclospora cayetanensis is the source of this 3045-nucleotide messenger RNA. Its product is annotated as DNA topoisomerase 3-beta-1. The record is from RefSeq and is a predicted model, not a curated record. Gene Ontology annotation, molecular function: DNA binding; DNA topoisomerase type I (single strand cut, ATP-independent) activity. The transcript is spliced from 27 exons. Lineage: Eukaryota; Apicomplexa; Conoidasida; Eucoccidiorida; Eimeriidae. Gene Ontology annotation, biological process: DNA topological change. Gene Ontology annotation, cellular component: nucleus. The coding region runs from base 1 to 3045 and encodes 1014 amino acids.